AUGAAAGAUCUGGGACCACUCAAUUACUUCCUUGGUCCUCAGGUUUUAUCAUGCUCUGAUGGAUACUACCUAUCUCAAGCGAAGUAUGCAUCAAAUCUGUUAGCUCGUUCAGGUAUCACUAAUUUUGCCACAGCACCGACACUGUUGGAUUCCAAUGGCCAUCUAACCUCUUUUGAUGGUGUUCCCCUUAAGGAUCCAACACUAUAUAGACAACUGGUUGGCAGCCUUAUAUAUUUAACAGUAACUCGUCUAGACAUAGUUUAUGCAGAUCAUAUUGUCAGUCAGUUCAUGUCCAAUCCCUACACUAUCCACUUCACAGCUGCCCUUCAUAUUCUGCGUUAUGUGAAAGAUACGCUAGGACAUGGACUUCAAUUCUCCUCUAAAACCUCUUUGGUUAUGUCUGGAUAUUCUGACGCUGAUUGGACGGGUGAUCCUACAGAUAGACAGUCUACCACAGGUUACUGUUUUUUAUUUGAGAGAUUCUCUCAUCUCUUGGCGGAGUAA
This is a messenger RNA of Benincasa hispida (wax gourd), 504 nucleotides long. The record is from RefSeq and is a predicted model, not a curated record. Lineage: Eukaryota; Viridiplantae; Streptophyta; Magnoliopsida; Cucurbitales; Cucurbitaceae.